Pistacia vera is the source of this 330-nucleotide messenger RNA. RefSeq lists its product as uncharacterized. NCBI's taxonomy places the organism in Eukaryota, Viridiplantae, Streptophyta, Magnoliopsida, Sapindales, Anacardiaceae. The record is from RefSeq and is a predicted model, not a curated record. The transcript has a single exon. The coding region runs from base 1 to 330 and encodes 109 amino acids.
AUGGAUAUCAGAAACUGCUGGUGCAACUCGGACGCAGACAAUAGAGCCAUUCGAUUGGGGCAGAGUUAUAACGAGGUUAGGCCUGUGAACUCAUCUUCUACCUCUGGAUUAACCAAGUUGAGGUGGAAAGUUCUGUGGAUGAAGUUUAAGAAAGAAAAGAAGAAGAUGUUUGAGUCUGUAUCUCCUUUGCAGGUUCCUUAUGAUCCCUACACUUACUCACAAAACUUUGAUCAAGGGUUUGCAUGGGAAGAGCCUGAUAAUCUCUCCAGAUCAUUCUCUGUGCGUUUUGCUGAUCCUUCGAGGAUAUUUCUUAAGAAAACAGAGAUGUGA